UUUUCAUUAAUUUUGAAAGAAAAAGGACACGAGAAAGCGGUUGACACUGGAGAGAGAGUAGUACUAUAAAUAGACUCGAUCGGAAAAUCCUACCCCUCUGUAUUUCUUCUUCGUCGAGAUGGUUAAAGGAAACAAGCAAACCACAAAUACUGCAACAGAGAUGAGGGAAAUGCGUGCUCUAGUCGAGAGGCUGUUUGAAGAAUUGAAUGCCAGGCAGGACAAGUUUGAUCAAGCAAUUUUAGAGUUGAAAGCAUGCAUUGAAUCUUCUAAGGUUCAAGAUAAAGCCGGAAAAGGGGUUGAAUCUGCCAUGAAUGCUUCCUCUGACGGUCAUGGAAGCUCAUCUAUGCUUCAGGAGGAGAAAAUGAAGGGGCCUGGAAAAGCCCUAACCGCUACUGGACCUAAUGAGAAGCGAGCCAAAGGUCUCUGUUUAUUUUGUGAUGAAAAAUCUACUAGUGGCCGCAAAUGCAGCAACAAAAAACAUGAUGUUUCGCUGAUCGAAGAUGAUGAUGUUGACGUACCGAUUGUAGAUCUUGUGACUACAGAGGAAAAAGAAAUAGACAUGGCGAUAUCACUGGACGCUGUAGUAGAAUAUUCUACGCCAUACGACGGUGGUUCCUGCGUGACUGGGUAUCAUGGAAAGCGACCCUUGGCUGUGCUAAUGGGUGCAGGAGGGACUUCGCACAAUUUUAUUAAUGAAUCCUUAGCAGAUAAGCUAGGUUGUGAGACAUUUCCAAUCAAGCCUCGAACUGUUCGCUCAGCUUUUGGGAAAAUGGUGACCUCCAGAGCAUGCAACAACUUUCAAUUGUCAAUGCAAGGCACUGUGUUUAAUUUGAAAUUGUAUCUACUUCCAUUGUCGUCAAACUGUGACAUGGUAUUAGGAGGCGAAUGGCUAGGGACCCUUGAGAAACUUAUAGUUAGUUCUGAUGGUGUGGAGUUCUACUUUCAAGGCAAGAAGAAAUUUAUGCGUUUCAACAGAUCAGUUAGAGGCCGCAAGCCCUAAGAGUCUUGGGUAAAUUGGAUGUAAGUACUGAUGCCUCAAAUUUCACAGUAGUAAUUUACCUCUUCUAUUGUAGGUGUUUGCUAAUGGGGAUUUUAGGCUUGAUAUCUCUAGAAUUCUUCACUAUGCUUCUCAAGGAUAGUAGCUAUUAUGCUAUUAAAUCUCACUAGUUUCUGUUUUCUGCUGUAAUUUCCUAACAAUUCUCCCUCCAUGUGGAAGUGUAGGAACUACUUGUAGUUGAUCAUCUACCAAUAUAAUAGUAUGUCAUUUUG
Solanum dulcamara is the source of this 1269-nucleotide messenger RNA. RefSeq lists its product as uncharacterized. The record is from RefSeq and is a predicted model, not a curated record. Bases 119 to 1000 code for a protein of 293 amino acids. NCBI's taxonomy places the organism in Eukaryota, Viridiplantae, Streptophyta, Magnoliopsida, Solanales, Solanaceae. The transcript is spliced from 2 exons.